Gallus gallus (chicken) is the source of this 3600-nucleotide messenger RNA. RefSeq names its product C-C motif chemokine receptor 4 (gene CCR4). The transcript has 3 exons. Lineage: Eukaryota; Metazoa; Chordata; Aves; Galliformes; Phasianidae. Gene Ontology annotation, molecular function: C-C chemokine receptor activity. Gene Ontology annotation, cellular component: membrane. The record is from RefSeq and is a predicted model, not a curated record. Gene Ontology annotation, biological process: chemotaxis; G protein-coupled receptor signaling pathway; inflammatory response. The coding region runs from base 1756 to 2832 and encodes 358 amino acids.
CGGUCAGGUUUGGACCCCUUCUCUGUGCUGCUAUGAUUUAUUUGGCUGGCACCAUAGACCUCAUACCGUCUAGCAAAGAGAUGUCACUGAAAAACUGAGGCUUUAUGCCACCGUUACCACGGGAAACAACACAUGAAAGAAGAAGCCCUUUCAGGGAGCAAGAGGAACAGCCUCUACUUUCUGAGAAUUGAGCUGAUGAAACUGGCACCGCACUGCUGCCCGCUCAUCUGAUAGCCACAUCUUUAAAGGACUGUAAGCACACCGAAGAGAACACAUACAAGAUCUGCAGAGCAAUAACCUGCACCGGUGAUCUCCCAGUGAUAAAUUUAAAACUCCACAGAUGCAGCUCAUGAAAGAUGACUGAGCAGCUACUUUCUUUAUGAGCGUCUUAUUCUGGAGAACAGUAAAGCAGCAGAGCUUGGUGUCUUCACAUCAAGCUUUUAUGGAAGAAGCACUUCUCCCAAAUAUAAGUUACCGGGCAGAGUAACAAUGUCAUAGGCAGAUAGGAUGGCAGCAAAUAGAAUAACUAUGUCUAGAAUAAUACAGUUUGUCAUAGAAGACAUCAGCUCUCCUGGGAUCUAUGAAUCUCUCUCCUUUCCCAGACAACUUCUGCAGCUUCCUUGUUUCUGCUUCUCACUGUGACACUCCAGUUUCUCUUGCUAUCAAGCAAGCAGCCUUCCCUGGUAAGAAGGGAACUUUUACUUUCGCUCGGCUGGCUUUUUGUGGGACACAAAAAGGAGAGCAGCAUUUGAAGGCUGCUAGCACAGCUGCUCUGCCAGAGGGACUCAGAACCAUGCUAUUGAGCCAGCACGUGCCCUGUGCAUUUUUCUCCUUCCCAGGAUCCCCCAUAGUAGAGCUGAGGGAUUUAUAGAUAAGUUAGUAGAAAUAGCUGGGCUUCCUGCCACGAUAAAAACCAUAGGAAACCUCAGCUCCACCUGACCUUGCACUGCACACACACACACCCUACUUCUCAUUUGAUAUUUUGACCACUAUCAACAUUCGUGUAAGAUCAGCGGUAGCUUUGCUAUAUAAAACCUGCCGUGGGAGACAGCAAGCAAAAAGGCGUGAAUUGGCAUGCCUUUGUUUCUUUCCCUAGCAAGCCGAGCAGGCAUUAGGAAGGGCAAAGAACAACGAAUAAAAAGAGAUUUCCCUACACCAAGUCUAAAGAGCUCUUUUCUUCUACGGCUAUAUAGUAUAGCUUAGAAAACUGGUUAUCCUACAUAGCAGGACUAGAAACACCUCCCACACAACCACUGAGUGCCUUCCUCCCCUCUGCUCACUACAGAUGAUCCUUUCAUUACUUUUUCUGAGUUUGAGGUACAUUUUACUACCCAUAAAAAAGAGAAUGAAAGUUCUGCUGAACGAGAGCUCCUCAGUGGCCCCUGCUUUUAGUAAUUAUCGAGUAAGAUGAUGCGGCUUCAACUCAGUAAUUAGGCUCUCACUGGAAACUUUGCAUUGCCUUAUAUGCUAUAAGAUGCAUUUUAUUUCUGCUCAGCAUUCAAAGGACCAUCUCUCGUGAGCAUCGAGGAGAGAAGCACUUGUGAUAUGAUCUGCAAGGAAAUACAGAGUUUCCGCCGACAGACGCGGCUACCUAUUGACAUCUGCUUUUUGCAGCUGCUGGGUAUCACAGCGUAGGCAGCAGUUCGCUGGCAGAGGUACCUGGCCAGAAACAAGCAAUUCCGCUCCACCAGAACUGAGGAGCUCCUUUGCAUCACUUGAAAAGAAAGAGGGGAGAAAAGGAACUGGGGAAAAAACAUGAGCUCUUCAAGCACGGAGUCCCUUGAAGCUGACACCACAACCUUUUAUGACUUUAUUGAUAACUAUAACGAUGCUCCACAACCUUGCAGUAAGGAAACCUUCAAGAGGUUUGCAGCCUCUUUCUUCCCUGUUCUGUAUACCCUGGUAUUCCUGAUUGGGCUAAUAGGAAACACUCUGGUCAUUGUGGUCCUCUUUAAAUACAAGAGACUGAAGAGUAUGACUGACGUGUACCUGCUAAACCUCGCCAUCUCAGAUUUGCUCUUUGUUUUAUCCCUGCCGUUCUGGUCUUAUUUCAUGAUAGACCAAUGGGUUUUUGGAACUCCCUGGUGUAAAAUUAUUUCGUGGAUCUAUCUGGUUGGGUUCUACAGUGGGAUAUUUUUUAUCAUGCUUAUGAGCAUAGACAGAUACCUGGCAAUUGUUCGUGCAGUGUUUUCCAUGAAAGCAAGAACUGCCUUCCAUGGCCUGAUUGCCAGUCUUACUGUAUGGCUGGUAGCUCUUUUAGCCUCAGUUCCAGAACUUGUAUUUAGAGAAUCUUUUGUUGAGCAAAAUUAUACUACUUGCAAGCUGAGAUAUCCAAGCAACUACCUGACAUGGAAACUCUUCUACACUUUGGAAAUCAACAUUCUUGGGCUCCUACUCCCGUUGAUAGUUAUGGCAUUUUGUUACUCCAUGAUUAUUAAAACUUUACUUCACUGUAGAAAUGAGAAAAAGAAUAAGGCUGUGAGGAUGAUCUUUGCUGUCAUGAUUGUGUUUUUCUUCUUCUGGACCCCUUACAAUAUCGUCAUUUUAUUACAACUGCUGGAAGCUACUGGAGUCAUUAGAAACUGUCAAGCAAGUAGGAACCUGGACUAUGCAUCUCAAAUAACUGAAAGCCUUGGCCUUUUCCACUGUUGCCUCAAUCCAGUCAUCUAUUUCUUCAUGGGGGAAAAAUUUAAGAAGUACCUGAAGAUGCUCUUUAAGAACUGGCAGUUACCUGGAGAUAUUUGUAAGUGGUGCGGACUUCACAUCACUUACCACACCGAGUCUACUGGAUCGUUCCACACGCAGUCCACUGGGGACCAAGAAGCCCUGUAACGUGUUCCACACCAACUGACAAAAAUCAACUGACAAAAGCAGGAACUUCAAAAAGCUCAGAAAAUGCACAGGCAUUUAAAGUCGGCCAGUCUUUGAUAAUAACUUCAUCUUUGAUUUCUGCCUCUUAGAUUUUCUGAAUACUAUGACAGAAGUCGUCCUAGAUGUGAGAUCUGGCAGACAGACAUGUAUGUUUUAUCUGCUGCAAUUAGAAAUCACUGCUCAGAUCUAACAGCAGCCUCAACUCACCGCAAGUACUACGCUCUGUUGCUUGUUUUUCACCAGCAUCAAGAAACGAUUGGACUCAAUGGAGGGCAGAGGAGAAACAACUUGCUAUCUCAAAGUGCAUUUAAAAGCAUCUUUGUUUAUUCAAGGAGAAGGUGGUUAUUGCCAUAUUUUUUAUUCUUCAGCUGAUCUGCGUAGGUUUUGUUUGCUCAGGCAUGUAGCAAUCUAUUAACAACAGCAGCUGCUGUUAAAAGUUUCACCUCGGGAAAGGCUACACCUUCAGCCAUUAAGAAAAGAAGGACACAAAACACACUCUAUGUGCACAAAAAGGCAAAGCCAAUGAAUUACAUUGUGCUAUAAAUCUAGCUUUGUUUUCUUUCAGGUAUCCAAACUGUCUACGCAUACGUAUAUAUAGGCAUUUUUGAAUGACUUAAUGACCAUAAUUCAGGAUGGCAAUUCUUUUUUUUUUUUUUAUUAACAUUGAAAACGUGGUGGGUUUUUUGUUUUUUGUUGCUGUUGUUUUUAAAUAAAUCUUUAAAAAGUUAA